Messenger RNA from Entrophospora sp. SA101, 2283 nucleotides. Lineage: Eukaryota; Fungi; Glomeromycota; Glomeromycetes; Entrophosporales; Entrophosporaceae. The record is from the annotation of a GenBank genome assembly.
AUGAGAGAAAUUGUUCAUUUACAAACCGGCCAAUGUGGCAAUCAAAUAGGUGCUAAAUUUUGGGAAGUCAUCUCAGAUGAACAUGGUAUAGACUACUCUGGUGCCUACCAAGGUGACUCUGACCUUCAACUUGAAAGGAUAUCUGUUUAUUAUAAUGAAGCAGCAGGUGGAAAAUACGUACCACGUGCCGUGCUUGUAGACCUUGAACCUGGUACUAUGGACUCAGUUCGUGCUGGUCCUUUUGGACAACUUUUCCGUCCAGACAACUUUGUAUUUGGUCAAAGUGGAGCUGGUAACAACUGGGCCAAAGGUCAUUAUACUGAAGGUGCCGAACUUGUAGACUCUGUAUUAGAUGUUGUUCGUAAAGAAGCAGAAUCUUGUGACUGUUUACAAGGUUUUCAAAUAACUCACUCUCUUGGUGGUGGUACUGGUGCUGGUAUGGGUACUUUACUUAUCUCAAAAAUCCGUGAAGAAUAUCCCGAUCGUAUGAUGUGUACUUUCUCUGUUGUUCCCUCACCAAAGGUAUCAGAUACAGUCGUAGAACCAUAUAAUGCUACUCUUUCAGUACAUCAAUUGGUAGAAAAUUCCGAUGAAACUUUCUGUAUCGAUAAUGAAGCUUUAUAUGAUAUUUGCUUCCGUACAUUGAAAUUAAGUACUCCAACUUAUGGUGAUCUCAAUCAUUUGGUAUCUGCUGUAAUGAGCGGUAUUACUACAUGUUUAAGAUUCCCCGGUCAAUUAAAUGCAGAUUUAAGAAAAUUAGCUGUAAACAUGGUACCAUUCCCACGUCUUCAUUUCUUUAUGGUUGGUUUUGCACCAUUGACCUCUAGAGGAUCACAAGGAUACCGUGCAUUGACCGUUCCAGAAUUGACUCAACAAAUGUUCGAUGCCAAAAACAUGAUGGCAGCCUCAGAUCCAAGACAUGGUCGUUAUUUGACUGUAGCUGCUAUGUUCAGAGGACGUUGCUCAAUGAAAGAAGUAGACGAUCAAAUGUUACUUGUUCAAACAAAGAACAGUUCAUACUUUGUCGAAUGGAUUCCAAACAACGUCAAAACCGCUGUAUGUGAUAUUCCACCAAAAGGUCUUAAAAUGUCAGUCACCUUUAUCGGUAACUCCACAUCCAUUCAAGAAUUAUUCAAACGUAUCAGCGAUCAAUUCACUGCUAUGUUUAGACGUAAGGCUUUCUUACAUUGGUAUACUGGUGAGGGUAUGGAUGAAAUGGAAUUCACUGAAGCUGAAUCUAAUAUGAACGAUUUAGUAUCAGAAUCCUCAAAUGAAAAAAAAUGGUUGGACAAAGCAAUUAAACAGAAAAGAAUUAAUCUUAAAGAUUACAGUAUAUUUUCUGAUAUUACUUAUAUCAAUAAAGGUGCUUCGGGACAAAUUUAUAGAGCUAAAUGGAACAAUGUAUAUGUAGCAUUGAAAGAAAUUAAAGAUGACAGUGAUAUGAAACGAUUUGUUUACGAGUUUAGAUCACAUAAACGAGUUGAUUAUCACGACAAUAUUUUGAAUAUUCACGGGAUAACGAAAGAUCCCAACUCGGGCAAUUAUUUAUUGGUUUUGCAAUAUGCAAACCACGGGACGCUCCAAGAAUAUUUGUCUGCGAAUGCUGAUAAAUUGGAUUGGGAAAACAAACUACGUUUGGCAUAUCAGCUUGCUAGUGGUAUACAAACAUUGCACCAUGAAGGAAUAAUUCAUCGAGACUUGCAUCUUUAUCCGUACAAUAUAAGAGAAAAUAAGGUCGAUGGAACACCUGAGGAAUACUUUGACUUAUACACCAGAUGUUGGGAUGCAGAACCAGAUAAUCGACCUGAUAUCAAAUUUGUUGUUGAAUGUCUUGAAGAACUAAGGAAACAUUACACUGUACCAAAUUCUAAAAAGAAUUCUACGAAUGAACACUUACAAAAUGCUUCGAUAGAUCCUAACAAUUAUCUUGAUUUGCACGAACUUAUAAAUAGACGAGAUCUGCGUAUGAAACAAAUGAUGGGUGGCACUAGUAAGAAUGAUAAAUAUAUUAGUGACUAUAACAACAACGGCAGUAAUGACGUCACGGUUAAUUCUUAUAGUCAGCUUUACAAUUCUAAUAAUGACAAUGCUUACUAUAAUUCAUCUUUACAUUCUAUUACAAUGUUCAUCCCAUUAAGUCUCAAGUUUUACAAUAAACGUUCAAUUGCCGAAGAAUUGUUCAUUUUUAAUGAUCAUUUAAAAACAUUCUCGACCAAGCUUAAUAAAAUGGACGAAAUUCUUUUGAUCCUUCAAGUGUGUCAUCUAUUUCCACUAGAUCAUUAA